This is a messenger RNA of Labrus bergylta (ballan wrasse), 2875 nucleotides long. Its product is annotated as mitochondrial intermediate peptidase. The record is from RefSeq and is a predicted model, not a curated record. Gene Ontology annotation, molecular function: metalloendopeptidase activity. Gene Ontology annotation, cellular component: mitochondrion. Lineage: Eukaryota; Metazoa; Chordata; Actinopteri; Labriformes; Labridae. Gene Ontology annotation, biological process: peptide metabolic process.
AUGUCUGCGUUUAAAAGACUGCUUAACAUUGUAAAGCACAAAAGACCAUGGCAUCAUGGACGGAAGGGUUUGACAACAUGGGCCCCUGUUGGAGCUGCUUUCAAUACCAAAACACAGAAGAAGUUCAACCCCUUGGAGAAAAACGGGGGUUUGUUUGGAGUACCAGAGCUGAGCUGUCCUGCUGGCUUUCAGGUGGCGACUCAAACAGCUCUCAUCAACACAGACCGCCUGCUGGAGAGAGUCUGUUCCCUUAGUCCUGGUGUGAAGACUGUCCAGGCUUUUGACCAGCUAUCAGAUGGUUUGUGUAAAGUGGCUGAUCUGGCAGACUUUGUAAGUGCCCACCCCGAUCCAGCUUUUCGAGAGGCUGCUGAGAAGGCCUGCAUGGAGAUUGGCACAGUUGUGGAGAAGCUGAACACAAAUGUAGAGCUAUGCAAGAGCCUAAAAACAUUGCUGUAUAACCCGGACAUGGUGUCUCAGCUGGACGCUGAUACCAGACGAGUUGCAGAGUUGUUCAUGUUCGACUUUGAAAUAAGUGGAAUUCAUCUGGAUGACAAAGUGAGGAAAGAAGCAGUUUCUCUUCACGUCAAGCUGUUGGAUCUCAGCAAUGAGUUUCUUGUUGGCUCUCACCUUCCAAACAAAAUAGCAAGGUCUGCGAUUCCUGAGAAUUUACACCUGCACUUUGCAAGUGAAGGAAGCUUUGUCCAAGUUGGGGGAUUACAUGCAGAUUCCCCUGAUGACUUGGUACGAGAAAUUGCAUACCGGAUUUUUCUCUAUCCAAAUGCAGAUCUAAUGGAGUGUCUGGAAGAGCUGCUGAAAUGUAGACACAAGCUGGCCAAACUUCUGGGCUAUGAGACAUAUGGGCACAGAGCUCUAAAAGGAACGAUGGCCAAAACGCCAGAGACGGUGAUGAGCUUUCUUAAGUUGUUGACAGAGAAGCUGUCAGACAGAACAGCCAAAGACUUUCAGAUGAUGAGGGACAUGAAGAAGAAACUCAACCCUCGUAAUUCUGAGCUCAUGCCAUGGGACCAUCCGUUCCUGAGUGGUGUCUUGCGUGCAGAAAGGUACAACAUAGAACCUAGCCUGUACAGUCCCUAUUUCUCUUUGGGCGCCUGUAUGGAGGGUUUGAACAACCUGUUCUCUCAGCUGUACGGUGUGUCCUUCAUGUCCGAGCAACCCACUGCUGGAGAGGUUUGGAGUGAUGAUGUCCACAAACUGGCUGUUGUGCAUGACACAGAAGGAUUAUUAGGUUACAUCUACUGUGACUUUUUCCACCGGCCAGAUAAACCUCAUCAGGACUGUCACUUUACCAUCCGUGGUGGCCGCUGGUGCGAGGAUAUGGGUCAGUACCAGCUUCCAGUUGUGGUUCUGAUGCUGAGUCUUCCCCAUCCAACAAAGAGGGCCCCCACCCUUCUCACCCCUGGCAUGAUGGAGAACCUCUUCCAUGAAAUGGGACACGCCAUGCACUCCAUGCUGGGACGCACUCGCUACCAGCACGUCACAGGAACCAGAUGUGCGACUGACUUUGCUGAAGUCCCAUCCAUCCUCAUGGAGUACUUUGCUACUGACUAUAGAGUCAUCAGUCAGUUUGCACGGCAUUAUGAAACUGGACAGCCUCUGCCUCAGAGUAUGGUGGCUCGCUUGUGUGAGUCAAAGAAGGUUUGUGGGGCCGCAGACACCCAGCUGCAGAUUUUCUAUGCUGUCUUGGACCAGAUCUACCACAGCACACCACAGAACCGCUCAACCACGGACCUACUGAAGGAGAUGCAGCAGAAAUUCUACGGCUUGCCUUAUACGCCAAAUACAGCAUGGCAACUGAGAUUUAGCCACCUUAUUGGCUAUGGGGCCAAGUACUACUCAUACCUUAUGUCCCGAGCUGUCGCCUCAAUGGUGUGGAAUCAGUGCUUCAUUCAGGAUCCUUUAAACAGAGACAUGGGUGAACGUUACCGUCGGGAGAUGCUUGCCCAUGGAGGAGCCAAGGAGCCAAUGCUGAUGGUGGAAGGAAUGCUGCAGAGGCAGCCCACCAUUGAGGACUUUGUGGAUGCGCUGGUGUCUGAGCUCAACCCAAACUUUGAGACAUUCAUCAUGGACUCUGAAAGUUAAAAUAUGCAAUUUCCAGCACUGAAAUGGACUUGAACCUGUCCGAGGCAAAGAAAACAGUAACUGUGCACAAUUUGAUACUGAUUUUGCCUUCAGUAAUAAGUUAUAUUAACAGAAUAAAAGCCUCGCUACCAAAUCCUGAAAACAAAUCGGAUUGUUUCCUAGUCUGUGGAAAUCGACUUGAUUUAAAAGAAAAAUACCUCUAACAGUAAUUGAUUGACUAAAAAACACUCUUGAUGACCUGUUAAAAGCCAAUGUGAUCGCACAGGAAACUGAACCUACUCCGUGGGUAAAUAGCCUUGUUUUCACAGCAAAUCAAAUAAAAGGACUAGAUGAAACUACAGGUUUGCUUGGACCCUGCUGAUUUAAGUGAAGCAAUUACUGAGGCAUCACUACUCCAUCCCAGCAACAAAGGAAGUGUUGUGUACACUAGCUUGCAAGAAAAUAUUCACAGUACUGGAUGAAAAGGAUGAAUAUUGGGAAGCAAAGCGUGACCUGUGAACGCAUCUCAGGGACAACAAACUGGUUUUGGCGGACAACUGACAGGAAUGGCAGCAUUUUGAUUUGCAUCCAUUACUUAAGUUCAGUGUCCAAAGUAACCAGGACAUAGAUAGAAUAGGAGACAGCUCCACAGAAGACUUUUAAUCAAUGUGUUUGAAAUUAAAAAAAUAAAUGUAGACUUUUCUUUGUUGAAGUCAAACCACCACAUUUUUAUUGUCAUGAAUGAGUUAAUAAACUUCAAAAACAUCAACUAUAAAGGUUUUGAUUCCAGAAUAGA